This is a messenger RNA of Mus caroli (Ryukyu mouse), 1998 nucleotides long. RefSeq names its product galactoside 2-alpha-L-fucosyltransferase Sec1. Gene Ontology annotation, molecular function: galactoside 2-alpha-L-fucosyltransferase activity. Gene Ontology annotation, cellular component: membrane. Gene Ontology annotation, biological process: carbohydrate metabolic process. The record is from RefSeq and is a predicted model, not a curated record. NCBI's taxonomy places the organism in Eukaryota, Metazoa, Chordata, Mammalia, Rodentia, Muridae.
CGCUGAAACCUGUGCGGACUCUGCAACCUGGGCGUGCAGAACUGAGGGAAGACACCACCUCAGGGACCCUUGCCAGCCAUGCCACCCGAGACUGCGUGGGACAGGAGCACUGUCGCCCCCAGCAGGCUUGCAACUUGGUGGCCCCGAACAAGCCGGCCUAGAAGGAUUCAAGCAGUGCUCCAGCGACUCAGGGCCAUCUGCCCACCCCUCUCCACCUUCUACCUCUUCUUCGUGAUCUUCGUGGUGUCUACUAUCUUCCACUGCCACCGGCGCCUAGGUCUGGUGCCUGCCCCCUGGGCCUCGACAUCCCUUGUGGUCUUCCCUCCAAGACACAUGCCCCGGGAGGGCAUGUUCACCAUCAGAGUCAAAGGCCGCCUGGGGAACCAGAUGGGUGAAUAUGCCACGCUGUUUGCACUGGCCCGGAUGAACGGACGGCUUGCCUUCAUCCCUGCGUCCAUGCACAGCACACUAGCGCCCAUCUUCAGGAUCAGCCUCCCGGUGUUGCACAGCGACACAGCCAAAAGGAUCCCGUGGCAGAAUUACCACCUCAACGACUGGAUGGAGGAGCGUUACCGCCACAUCCCGGGGCACUAUGUGCGCUUCACGGGAUAUCCGUGCUCUUGGACUUUCUACCACCACCUGCGCCCAGAGAUCCUGAAGGAGUUCACCCUGCACGACCACGUGCGUGAGGAGGCCCAGGCCUUCCUGCGUGGCCUGCGGGUGAAUGGGAGCCAGCCGAGUACCUUUGUGGGUGUCCAUGUGCGCCGAGGGGACUAUGUGCGUGUCAUGCCCAAGGUGUGGAAGGGCGUGGUGGCUGACCGGGGUUACCUGAAAAAGGCCCUAGACAGGUUCCGGGCACGGUAUUCAUCUCCAGUCUUCGUGGUCACCAGUGAUGACAUGGCCUGGUGCCGGAAGAGCAUCACUGCCUCCCGAGGGGACGUGGCCUUUGCAGGCAAUGGCCUUCAGGGAUCGCCUGCCAAGGACAUUGCAUUGCUCAUGCAGUGCAACCACACCGUCAUCACGCUGGGGACCUUUGGGAUCUGGGCUGCCUACCUCACGGGUGGGGACACUGUUUACCUGGCUAACUUUACCCAGCCCAACUCCCCCUUCCACACGGUUUUCAAGCCAGAAGCAGCUUACCUGCCCGAGUGGGUGGGCAUCGCUGCUGACCUGGGACAGCCAAACACAGUAGGCUCUGGCCAUGCCUCAACCAGAGCCCCCAAGAGGCACUGGGGGACCUUGCUGUAGUGCACAUGCUCAGUGGGUUUCCAGUCCUGUCUUCCAUGCUUUGCAGCUGAGUGACCACAGGUCAGUGAUGUCACCUCACUGCCUUCCUGGUGCUCUGAGCACAGUCUGGGCUUAGCUGAGCAGCAGCACACGCGGGUGCUUUGAGCUCCUCAUUGCCCACUGCUAGCCACUGUAGGCCUACCAUUCGCUGCAUCUGGAGUGCUGUCUCAUGGAGGCCAGUGUGUAGCUAGGGUUUCUACGGCUCUGAUAAAACACCAUGACAGUAAACAAGUUGGGGAGCAAAGAGCCUACUUCAGCUUACAGCUUACACUUUCACAUCACAGCCCUUCACUGAGGAAAAUCACAGCAGGAACCUGGAGGCAGGAGCUGAUACAGGGGCUGUGGAGGGGUUCUGCUCACUGGCUUGCUGUCUGUGCCUUGCUCGACCUGCUGCCUCAUACCACCCAAAGGGUGUAGAAGGCCGUUUCUAGCACACUCACUCGCCUAGAGCACAAAACCUCUGAGCUACCUCAGCCCUGGCUGGGGACCUGGUUAUUGUCCCCUGCUCUGGUCUCAUCAGGCAUGGUGGGACACAGAGGCUCUUUAGCAGGAGGCAAGCAGAUGGCAGUGGGAGGUGUGAGAUGAAGGGCGCCCUGCCCUGCCCAGCUUCGUGUUUGCUUGGCCUUGCUUGAACAAAGAUACAAACGGCUUUUACUUUGUAAAGCCCUAGGAAGGGCUAGUAAUCUGCCAAUGGUAAUAAAUUCCACAUUC